AUGCACGAAAUCAUCACCCUCCAGCUAGGCCAGUUGAGCAACUACACAGCGACCCAUUUCUGGAACACUCAGGAAUCCUACUUCACCUACUCGGAUCAGGAUGAGUCCCCAGUAAACCACAACGUCCACUGGCGCCCGGGCGUCGCACUCGACGGCUCCGAGACAUUCCUCCCUCGUACAGUCGUGUACGAUCUCAAGGGUGGUUUCGGCUCGCUUCGCAAGAUAAAUGCCCUGUACGACGCAAGCCAGGAAGGAGCACCUGCUCAUCUGUGGAAAGGAUCCCCUCAAGUCCAUAAACAGCCGCAGGUCGAACCAAGCGCUUUCCAGCAGAGCCUUGACCUUGGCACCACCGCGCCGAAGCUCAGCCCAUCAGACGUGCGGUACUGGUCCGACUUCUCGCGCAGCUUCUAUCACCCAAAGUCUCUCAACCAGCUCUACGACUAUGAGCUCAACUCGUCCAUCAGACCCUUCGACAAGUGGACACUGGGUCGAGAGCUUUUCGACACCUUGGACAAGGAGCAUGACAUUGUUGACCGAGACUUCCGUCCCUUCGUCGAGGAAGCCGACCAGAUGCAGGGAUUUCAGAUUGUGACAACCAUUGAUGAUGCUUGGGGAGGCUUUGCUACCGAGUACGUCGAGCGUCUGCGGGACGAGUACGGAAAGGUCACCAUCUGGGUGUGGGGCUUGCAGACUCCUGUGCCUGCAGCACGGAUUGAUCAAAGACGUCUCCAGAUGGCCAACACGGCCAGGACGAUCAAGGACUUGUGCGAGCAUGCCUCAAUGUUAGUUCCUAUGGCUCUCCCGCAGACUCGGCUAUGCUCCAACAUCAACAUGGACCUCCAGUCCCCCUGGCACGCCACUGCUUUGUUAGGAACUGCCAUGGAGACGGCAGGCUUUCCUUCUCGACUCAACUCCGGCAGCAAUGGAAGCGGAUUGCAAGCAACACUGAGCGACCUGGUCAGUGGCCUGAACCAACGUGGACGGCAGACCAUGAGCCGUCUGCAGAUGAGCAUCGUGGGCCCUACCUCGGAAUUAGAGGACAAUGCUCGAACAUUGCAGGCAUCUGAGGGGGACGAGGAGAUGGAGAAUCUCAAACUGGACACAGACCUGUUUGAUAUCUUGCGAGCGAAGCCGUUGACGGGAAGACGAAACAAAGACGACGGAGGAGGCACACCCCACCUUUUCGGUCAAGCGAUAACUACUCGCGGUACGCCGCAAGGCUCGAAUGACGGGGAUCAAGGCAGACAACGGUCAAGAGCCGCACUGGUGGAGAACAGCACCCAGAGAUACUAUACGGAUAAGGGUUUUCCCAUGCUCGACAGUUUCCCAGAAAUCUACCUUGACAGCAACGGCGAGCUUUCCACCGAAACUUUUGGCGUCAAGACCAGCCUUUCCACGGACACAUCUCUAUCAGCAGCAUUGAAAGCUUUGCGUACAGCUGUUUCAUCUUCUAUUGGGGUCGAGGACCGAGAGGACAUCAGCAAUGAGCUGGCUGACCUUGCCGAGGCGUACCGUGAAGGAUGGUCCAGCGGUAGCGAUGAUGAAGACGACUGA
This is a messenger RNA of Colletotrichum higginsianum IMI 349063, 1554 nucleotides long. RefSeq names its product Misato Segment II myosin-like domain-containing protein. The transcript is spliced from 5 exons. The record is from RefSeq and is a predicted model, not a curated record. Bases 1 to 1554 code for a protein of 517 amino acids. Gene Ontology annotation, biological process: mitochondrion distribution. Gene Ontology annotation, cellular component: cytoplasm. Lineage: Eukaryota; Fungi; Ascomycota; Sordariomycetes; Glomerellales; Glomerellaceae.